AUGGUUAAUAAUAGUGUCAAGGGCAAAGCAUGCGAAUUCUCCAUCGAUAUAUUUCUAGGCAUAUAUUAUCCUGGGUUGAUUAAACAAAUAAUGAUGUUUAAUUUUCAUAAACCAAAAGUUUACCGCUCACCCACGGGAUGCUGCAUUUGCAAAGCCAAAUCAAGCAGUUCUCGGUUUACCGACAGUAAAAAGUACGAAUCUGAAUUUGCGAAGUGUUUCCUACUAAAAGAACCUCGCACCGGUGAAAUUUGUAACGCAUGUGUUCUUCUGGUUAAACGUUUCAAAAAGCUACCUCCUGGUUCACUAAGAAAUUGGUUUUAUACCGUGGAUAGUCGUGGAGGACCUGGCGUUAAAUCGUCAUCGAAAUAUAAAUCUAAGAAAAAGAAAAAACCUAAAGAUAUUCCUGAAAAAAUUGUUAAAAAGAAACAUGUUUAUGUUAAAUCUGAAGAUAGAGAGCGUAGCCCUGUGAUAAAUGACGAUGUAAAUGAUGAAUUUUUAAAUGGCAAUGGAAGCAAAGAAUCUAGUAGAUCUGGAAGUCCCGAAGAAUGUGAUGAUAUCGAAAUGAUUGAAAGCACACCAACUGAAAAGCAUCCUAUCGACAGUAACGAAGAAUUAGCUUAUAGUUUCAUCGAUUUGGACUAUUUUAGAAGGACUACAAUUUGUUGCGGAGUCAUAUUCAGAGGUCAAUAUGAUGAAAUUAUCGUAGUCCCAGAACUGAUUAAACGUUGUUCACCCUGCAUUAUGCGACAACAACAACGUAGAAAAAUAGAAAAAAAUAUUGCAGCUAAUAGUCCAUUCCAUAGCUCGGCAUCAACAAGCCCAGCUUACAGUGCAUCCUCGUCGAGUCCUGCUCACAGUCCUGACUCUACUACAGAUGCUGCUGGAACCAAAUCUACAGGUAAAGUGUUCAGUGAUAAUUCAUGGGAUUCUGGAUACGAUGAGUCUUCCAACCAAGGAGUUGGUGAGAAUAAAGUUGUCCAAAAUAAUCUAAAUAAUAGCACAAGCGUGACUGACACAACUAAUAAUAAUUCAGUCCAAGGAGUUCAAUUAAAAUCCACGCCGCCAACAGAAACUGUCAGAUUAGUUCAAGUACCAAUUAAAGUGAUAAAACCAGCUGAAAAAUUCGGAAACAAAUCAACUCUUUUAUCAUCUAAAAGUCUGACUAGUACAAACAGCCAUUCUCAUACGAUAAUAGGUAAUCCUCUUGAUGAUUUCGCUACUCAUGCUGUAGCGAGACAAUCUGUCAUUAAUUAGUAUCG
This is a messenger RNA of Cotesia congregata, 1259 nucleotides long. The record is from the annotation of a GenBank genome assembly. Lineage: Eukaryota; Metazoa; Arthropoda; Insecta; Hymenoptera; Braconidae.